Messenger RNA from Fopius arisanus, 3272 nucleotides. RefSeq names its product guanylate cyclase 1 soluble subunit alpha 2 (gene Gycalpha99B). Gene Ontology annotation, biological process: response to oxygen levels; cGMP biosynthetic process. Gene Ontology annotation, cellular component: guanylate cyclase complex, soluble. Gene Ontology annotation, molecular function: guanylate cyclase activity; heme binding. The record is from RefSeq and is a predicted model, not a curated record. Lineage: Eukaryota; Metazoa; Arthropoda; Insecta; Hymenoptera; Braconidae. The coding region runs from base 774 to 2873 and encodes 699 amino acids. The transcript has 11 exons.
CGAUAUCCUUCGUAGUUCGGCCUCUUCAAUUACGGUUUAAUAAAGUUAAUGAAUGUGGGUUAUUAUAUUUGUCUCAUUCCCAUUAAAAAGGUCAAGAUUACACAGGAGUUACUACCGAAAUAUUUUGAUGUUGACAGCUGAAAUUACCAUGUCAAUAUCAAAUGGAAAUACGUGAGGAUGAGGAUGAAAGAAAUAAACAACGGGAUAUAAGGAGAAAAUGUGAUUCGAAGUGAUAUAAACCUAAAUGCAAGGAAACAUACACUUGAGUAGGCGUAAGACGUGCGUGAAGAAAACUGGUGGGGUAUCAUAGUUAACCUCGUGCUCCUUCUGUGGGAAUUGCGGUGGGAAGCGACGUUGACUGAGUAUUUAAUCGGUGAGGAUUUACCCUCUCGGAAAGAUGGGAAUUCAUGGCAAAUAAAUCCUUCGACAGUGUACGUCAAUAUCAUGUCUAAUACUGACGAACGAAAUGACGUCUGUAAUACAGAUAUUUGGCACCUGCAGAUGAGUCGUGUGUGUAUUGUUGACUAUUUAUAAUUAGUGCGAUUGGUGAAGAUAUUUUGAUCAGGAUUGGGCGUCGACUGGCACUUUCGUUUGGCAUAUUGAGUAGGAGUGAAAGAAUCAGCGGCUAUGACACGCUAAAAAUAUUGGUUUCCCUUUCACAGCGAAGAUAACAUUGACCUCCAUUUCCUUCCCAUCCACUAGGUUCUUUAUUUCGACGCCUCCCACAUUGGGAAAAUCGUGGAUUCUGGAAUCAGUGAAAUUGUCUAUCCAGCAUGGCAUGUCCAUUUUCACGUGGGUAUGGAAGAGGUCGAAUGGAGGAGGACAACGAUGAUGAAAUAGAGAGAACUGGAGAUAGUGAACGAAGAAAAAAUGAGAGAUUCAAACCAUCAAGACAAUCAUCAGUGCAGAUCACGUCAUCGUUGCUGGGAGAGGAGAUCGAUGACCAGGAGGAUACGCAGACAUUAAACUUGAAGCAUCUGAGAGCUGCUGUACUUGUACUCACCAAUCCUUCGAAUGAAGUAAUGGCCGUCGCCCUGAGCAGUCUUCUCAGCGAGAGCAACCUACCUCUACCAGAACUUUCAUCACUAGAGAAACUGCUAUACAAUGUGGAAACUGAAGAAAAUUACAAUUUACUGGAAGACAUCUGGGAGACACUGAAUGAUUUCUGUGACAUAGAUAUCUGCAUUUUGCUGGAUCAAUUAGGCCAAGAAUUGAUAGCAACUGCCUGUGUGGGACUCCUCGAGAGGGCAUUUCGCUGCCUAGGGAAUGAUCUUACUGCAUUUCUAACAACCCUCGAUGGCGUGAACGAUGUCGUUCAACACCAAUCCGGAGUAGACACUGAAGCAGAAUUUGUUUGCAUUGCCACACCCGAGGGACUUGAGCUACACUUUACCACUGACCACCCGUCUAUCGCAUAUCUCUUAGUCGGCAGUCUCAAAGCUAUCGCCAGGAUAUUUUAUAAUGAUAAUGCUGACGUUUAUAUCCUACCUGAUCCCUACAACACUAAGUUUUUCAGAUACCGCAUUACGCCGGAGGGCUAUGAACCAUUGUUACUACAAGGGCCGCCUUGCGAAGAUGACUUUGAUGUUGUGACAGCAGGACCUCAUCCUUUAUCCACAGACGCCGCGGAUCUACGGAUGGGAGUUGCCAGUAUCUGCAAAGCAUUCCCUUGGCAUUUUGUCAUAGACAGAAAUUUAGAAAUUGUGCAGCUGGGUGUUGGCUUCAUGCGCAUUUUUGGUCACAAUCUCAACAGACACGGACGUCAAAUAUCGACGUAUUUUGUAUUCAGCAGGCCACCAGGUGUUACGCUAUUGUUUCAUGAGAUUCUUAAACGUUCAAACACACCAUUCGUAUUAACAUUGCAGAAGCCACCGGGGGCCGAUAAAUUUCUAGCCGAGGGUUUAGAGCUGAAAGGUCAAAUGGUACACUGUCAAGAAUCGGAUUCAAUUCUAUUUGUCAGUUCACCGUUUCUUAAUGGACUGGAGGGUCUCACUGGACGGGGUCUCUUCAUUUCAGAUAUACCACUUCACGACGCAACAAGAGAUGUGAUACUUGUUGGUGAACAAGCACGAGCGCAGGAUGGCUUAAGACGUCGAAUGGACAAAUUGAAAAGUUCUAUUGAAGAAGCAAAUCUCGCCGUUGAUGCUGAAAGGGAAAAAAAUGUUAGUCUACUACAUCUAAUAUUUCCACCGGAUAUUGCCAAACGCCUAUGGCUGGGUGAAACUAUCGAGGCAAAAACCUAUCCUGAUGUGACGAUGUUGUUCAGCGAUAUCGUUGGAUUCACCGCUAUUUGCUCAACCGCAACACCCAUGAUGGUCAUCAAUAUGCUUCAGAAUCUGUAUGAGCGAUUUGACCAAUUUUGUGGGCAAUUGGAUGUCUACAAGGUCGAAACAAUUGGCGAUGCUUACUGCGUCGCGUGCGGCCUUCAUAGAAAUACGAACACACACGCCCAGCAAAUAGCUUGGAUGGGUCUGAAAAUGAUUCAAACAUGUUCACAGCAUUUGACGCACGAGGGUAAACCUAUAAAGAUGCGCAUUGGGAUUCAUACCGGUAUGGUGCUCGCUGGAGUUGUGGGAAAAAAAAUGCCGAGAUACUGCUUGUUCGGACACAACGUUACCAUUGCUAAUAAGUUCGAGUCCACAAGUGAACCACUCCGAGUUAACAUCAGUCCUACAACACAGGAAUUCUUAAUGCAGAGGGCUGGAUUUAUAUUGGAAGAGAGGACCAAAGAUAAUUUACCGAAGGAAUGGCCGGCAAAUACUUCGGGGACCUGUCACUUCCUGAACGAUUACAAACACCCAGAGGUCGAUAAGAGUGCACCCCUCGACAUUCAUAUUAAAGCGGCCAUGAAAGAACUGGAAAUCACAGUGUAGAUAAAAAAUAGAAACGAACAAUAGCUAUAAUUUUCAUUGUUGUAGCAAGUCGAUAUUGAAGUAACACAAAUAUUCAGAUUCAUUGAAAGAUAAAUCAUCGAUAAUGUGCCUGUGAGUAUAUCGACGAUUGAAAUACAUAAUGAAUUUACAUUUAGUGUAUAUAAUACGUUAGGGCUAUUACAUUCAUUGACGAAGAGUCAUUAUAACAAUGAUAUUUACUUAUACAUUCACAUUUAUUGAUAGCAUUACCACAAGAGACAUAUUUAAUAAUGAUCAUUGGAAAAAGUCGCUUAUGACGCAACUACUAGUUUCUGCCAAAUAUUUAUUAUAAAUUAUUAAUUCAAAAAAUCAUGCUAUUAUUAUUUGUACGAAAUAAGUUUGAACAAUCAUUGUAUAAAA